AUGGGUUGCUCAUUGAAAAUAAUACAUACCGGUAGCUACAAAGAAGCGCCUGCUGGAAUGCUUACUAACGCUUAUUUUGUGAGGCAGACGUCUACAGAUGUGUGUCUGAAGAUGGACGCAAAGCAGGUCCCCCAAAACCAUCCCCAUGGGGUUGGUGUAUUUGUGCCACACCCCCCUAGCAAACUUUCAGACCAGAAGUUACCCCCACUGCAAAGUCACAGGAGCAAACUCCCCACUGUCAGAAAGUACCCUGUGAUUGAGCAGAAAGGGUACUACUCCGAGCUCAUCACUACAGCAGCAAAACCCUGUCUACAGGUAAUAAUAAGCCCACACAUUCAACUGUAGUCAGAGGACAGCUAAAAACACUACCCUGUGAUAUGUUUGCUCUAAGAAAUAUUUUAUUCAGUUAUGAGCAUAAACUAACUGCCUAUUCAUGUAUCAGUCUUGUACAGAGGGGCCAGAAACCCAACAGAGCUUACUGUGCCAAGCGGGCUAUGAGUCCAACACUCCUAAAGGUGAGGCUUUUACCCAGGGCCUGUUGGAUGAUAAACAUCACACUGAAAUACAUCAGCUACUUUACAUUUGUGUAUGUGUAAAUAUGUAUUGGUAUAUUCUGUUAAUAACAAUUUAUUUAUUUUGGCCAAUAUGUAUUCUGUUCUUCAGUAACCACCUUCCGGACUCCGUCUGACCUGCACAGCCUGGUUGAGAGGGACAUGCAUGGUCCCACCACCCAGCACCAGCAGCACACUGACUUCUCCACUGGAGGUUACACAGCCAAGGUCCAGCUGCCCUACCACAGCCUGCCUGGACAGCAUCCCCGCAAGAUAGAGAUAGAGAGGUGUGUGCAUCUGUGAGGGUCACAGCUAAAUACACACACGCACGCACACGCACACAGUAUGGGGAAGUGAAUGCUCUAAUGUGUUGUUUUUCUUCUCAGGCGCAGACGGGAGUACCUGAAGCUGGAUAUUGCCCAGCUCCUGAUAGAGCAAGGCAUGGACUCCAACCUCCUGAUGCCUCGACACCAGAGCAGUGAAGAACAUGUGACCACACCAGAGAAUCCACUCCCACCUGUCUCAAACUACCUGCCUCUGGAGGUGAGCUCCUCAAACAUCUUCAUGGUUAAAACGUACAUUUUCCGUUAAUAAAACACUAUCACAAUGUGGUCCUUGAUUGACUCACUCGUCUUUCUUGGUUUUCUCCCCUAGGUGUUUGACAAUGAGGAGUUUGACUGUCGCACUCCUCAAGACUGGCUUGCCCUGGGCUAUGAAAAUGGAUCAACUGAUCACAAACCCAUACCUGCCAAAGCUCUGCUGCCCACCACUGACAAGAUACCACCAGGUCGGUUCUUCGAGAAUAGCUCUUAAUUUGAAACAGCUGUUUACAGAGGGAUGUCCCAAAUAGAAAUGAUGGUAACCUACAAGUUGUCUGUUGUAGUGAAUAGUGUAUCAUAUCCCCGGGACCACCCAUACGUAAAAAUUUAUGCACACAUGACUGUAAGUCGCUUUGGAUAAAAGCGUCUGCUAAAUGGCAUACUAUUAUUAUUAUAUUAUAUCAUUCUUCAUCAUGAGAACAGAAAAUAGUUAGACAGUUUCCUCUCUCUUGUCUUCUCUGGUUCUGUAGAGGACCCAAAAAGCCCCACCCUGGAGUACAGUUGGCAGUUUGUUGGGGUUCUUGACUACAACCAGGAGAAAGGGCUUUAUCUGGUCCAGAAGGCCGACAGGAAUGGCAGAGUGAGGGAUGCCAAUGGAAAACCAGUCCUAAAUGAAGGACGGAGAACAAGUAAUAGUUUAUUACCACUUCUAGUGUAUCAAUGCAGUAUGUUCUUGACCAGUAUACAACAUACACAAAGUCUCACUCUCUGUCCCAUCUCCUUGCUUUUAGUAAGUGUGUUUCUGCAGUUAGCCACUCAGUACUGGAUCCCCAGGAUCAGGCUGCUGUUCAGUGCAGAGGACCCUCGACUGUUUUCCCAGCGGGUGCAGUUUGCCCAGCGCUGCAGAGAGAACACAGAGGCCCUGCUGCUCUACCACCUGUCUGUAGACUGUAUGCCAGUGUGGAGUGGCACCUCGUCUCUCAAUGCACAAAGCCUUGCCCGUGUCAAAGAGCAUGCCCUCUCUACACCUGGCCUCCGACUCAAACUGUGAGAGACAUCCCUAGUUUUCUAAUCAUAUACUCAUAUUUUACAGUUCGCCUUUCAUUCAUGGUAGAGACUGUUUAGCUAUCUUUUUUCUAAAGCAGACUGACCAUCAGGCUGUGUUUAUUGAAUAAGAGCAGGAUAUGAAUGUUAGGAGACUGUCAUUACCUUUAGGAUGCAUUUCAGUAUAAUGUUGUGUUGUGAUGGCAGGCUGCAGGAGUGUAUUGUACGUCUGGAGAAGGAGAUCAAUCUGGAGUAUGACCGCUGCAUGAACCAGAUCAGCUUUGAUAGGGUGGUGCUCACAAACCCUGAGGAUUUCUCCCACAUCACCCUUCCCCAGAGAGAGCCAGAACGUGUGCCCCAGAAUGGUGAGUUCACUGGAGUUUUUUUUGAAGAUGUAAGACCUAAGGAUGGGCACGGUUAUUUGAAUAUCCGAACGGACGUUAGUAUUCGAUUACUUGUGUGAGUGUUAUACUACAGUUUAAUAAUAAUAAUAAAUAAUAAUAUGCCAUUUAGCAGACGCUUUUAUCCAAAGCAACUUACAGUCAUGCGUGCAUACAUUUUUUGUUUACUAUAGAAUACUACAGUACUUACUAUAGAAUUAUGUAGUAAACUGUAGUAUACCGUAGAAUACUAUACUACACACUGUAGUAUCCCUCGAUCGUGUAGUAUUUACUAUAUAUAAUGUUGUAAUAUACUAGAAUACUAUAAUAAAUAGUAUAGUAUACUACAGACUGCAAAAACACUACAGAAAUGACCGCAAAAAAACUACAGUCCGCAAAAACACUACAGUAAUUACCAUAGCAUAUACUACAGUAUUUAAUUUGUAUAUACCCUGCCCAUUCCCAUUCUCCUCUCCCAUAUCCCAAUUUGUGCCACCCAUAAGUGAGAAACCUACAUGACAAGUAUAGACCAUAUAUUGUGUUCCCUACAGGUUAUAGAAAAGAGCAGAAGCUCUGAACUAUCCAUUCAGACCUCAGUCCAGUAUAGGUUAUGGAAAAUGUUCUCUUCGAGUAUUUUGUCCAGUAGGUUUCCUCAAGGAAGCCCCCACUGCUAUGUCAAAGAUAAAACAAAAACACUAUAGUAAAUACUACAAUAAUGUCCGCAAAAUUACUACAGUAAAUACUACAGUAUACUACAGUCCGCAAAAACACUACAGUAAAUACUACAGUUAAUACAGUCCGCAAAAACACAACAGUAAUUACAAUAGUAAAUACUACAGUUUUUUAUAGUAUUUAUACGAUAGUAAACAGUAAAUACUACAGUAUACUAAAGUCAUAUCCGCAAUACUACAGUAAAUACUACAGUGAAUACUACAGUAAAGUCCGCAAAAACAUUACAGAGAAUACUAUAGUAUUUUUACAUGUGGGAUUAUAACAAUGAAAAAGCUUUGUCUAAAUUAAAUGAUAUUAUCAUUGUGACAUUGAUACAUACAUGGAUAUACCAUGACAUUUGAAAUUCCUUUAUUUAAUAAAACAACAAACUUUUGAAUUUAGUUUUUAUGACAGUGCAAUGAGCUAGUGCAUUUAGCCCUCCAGUCAGCCCUGACAACGGUAUGCUAUUUUCUCCUCUUCAAAUAGCAAUUACAGGCACACACAUAAGGGAGGUUCCACAAGACCUGAUGUACUUUUAACAUUUUAGUCAUUUAGCAGACACUCUUAUCCAGAGCAAUUAGGGUUAAGUGCCUUGCUCAAGGGCACACCGGCAGAUUUUUCACCUAGUCGGCUCGCUGAUUCGAACCAGAGGGUUACUGGCCUAAUGCUCUUAACUGCUAGGCUACCUGCAGCCCUGAUAUAACAGAGUUAAGAACGUUCUGUAAGCUCACACCGCAGCUAGCUUGAAAUGUCGCGGAUGGAGCCAUCCAAUCGGUACCUUUUGGGUGGCUCAACCCACUGGCUCAACCCACUGUUUCCAAUAACUACCGGAGAACUGUGGGGGGGGGGAUAUCUGAUUUUUAAAAAUAAUAUUAUUGGAAUAGUGAAACAUUUAAAAUGCCCAUCCCUCUACUAGUAAGACCUAAGAUUGGGUUCAGGGGGCCAGGGUCUCUUCGUGAACCCUGAAAGAAAUGGGCUUACGAGAUGAGCAGUCGAUGACACCUGUAAUGACACCUCUUAAACAUUGUAUACCUGACAUGUCCACAGGCUUUGUGUCUGUCCCUACAUACCCCUUUGAGAAGAACCGGGCUGCGUUUGCCUUCAACUCCCUGCUCACCAAGCCGGAGGUGAUCUCUGCCUUGUCCAAAGUGCGGGGCGAGUGCAACAGGGUGGCUGCUAUGAGUCUGUUCCAUGUCACCUUCACCAAGUCGUUGCGUCUAGAGGAGUUUGAGCUCACCCAGUCUCAGACACAUGCACAGGUAUUGUAACACACAGCCCUAGACAUAUUCAGAUAUUCUGCUGGCACCAGUCCUGCUCUCUGAAGAAUGUCUUUGAAGAAUUCUAAUUGUUGGGAAAUUCAAGACAGUUACUUACAACAGCAGCCAUACACCACCAUACAUUGAAAGCCAUACACAUCAAAAGCUAACCCAUCCUUGGGGUCUCGUGGCCCCUCAGGUGCAGCUGUUCCUGCGGGACUCAUGGGUGACCACCCUGUGUAAGGGCAUCCACACCAGCCUGAGAGACGUGGGCCCUGGCUGGUUUAGUCUGACGGAGUCCCGCUGGGAGGUGUACAGGAUGUCCAAGCUGUGCAGCCUCAUGGCCUUGGUGCGCUACAGCCUGCAGGACUCUCUGCGCUUCCUUGUGCAGGACUCCCUGGUCAGCCUGGCUCAGCUGCUGCUGGAUGCCUGCCACAGUGUUCUCCCCUGCCCACAGGACCUGACCUGGGGCUCCGACCUCAUCAACAGCCCCUACAAGUGAGAUCACAUCCCCUCUGUCUCUUAUUGCUCUCUUUCCUUCUAACUACUCUCUCUUCUCUUUCUUUGUCUCCCUCAUAGGGUUGCAAAGGGAGGUUAUAUUAGUGGUAUCUUUAGAAGUUUACAAGUAAACUACCAGAUUCAGGUAACUUGCGAGUUUUUAAAUGUUUUUUUAUCACGUGACAUCUAGUGGCCUUUUUGGGGACUUCAGAUUAUCACAGGUGUCUGUAAUUAUCUCUGGCCCUCUGUGUGGCCUUAUCACAUGUACAAUAUAUAAAAUAAGAUUGUUGAAUACUUGUUUCUGAUUGGCUUGAAGGGCAUUCCAGAGCGUGCAUUAUUUCCCUAUAUCGCACGUUAUAUUAGUACGGUAGAAUUCAAUGGCUAUAGUUCAUUCUUACGUGUUUUGUUUGAGCUGCUUUUGAAACCAAAAGUCGAAUUGAAAACAUUAUUGGCAUUGUUGAAUUCGAUUUUCAUAAUAGCAAGCUAGGACUGAUGGUUUGGUUAGCUAAACUAGCAAGUCUGUUUGUUUGGUUCCCAUGGCAACUACUGUGGCUAUCUAGUAAACCUGCUAGUUACUUCAGUGGAUGUUGAACACAUUUCUACCAGCAAAUGAACACAUUUAUUGUGGCAAAUGUGUUAAAUUAUAGCCAUGGUAUAAAAUGGAUAAUCAACUCAGCUCUGUGCGUUCUCUGGAAAAUAAUGCAACUCCGUGGAUGGACAUUCGGAACACACCUUCCACGUCAUUCAUUAUUUUCCAUAGAACGCAUAGCCCCUCGUUGAUUAUCCAUUGGAUUAAAAAUACAAUGAAAAAGCUGUAAAACAUUAUCCUAAAUAUAAACCAUCAACUUAGUGAAAACCAUUGGUGUUUAAUAUGAGGUUUUCAGCAUGAAAUAUCCUUUAUAUUUUUUGACACACUAUUAUUUGUUUUACUAUGUCAAUAUGUCUUUGUUGUAAAUGUUUUGGCCUCAAACUGGUGGCAGUUGUGAAAAAAGUCAAUAGUUGGAAGAGUUGCAGAGUUAAUUGAAAAUAAUGACAUUGUUGAUUAGAUGCUGUUUUCAUUAAUUAGGGUAUUUUCUAUUGAACCAUUAUGGUCUAUCCACUAGAAACUCAUAGACAAUAUGAACACAGACAUGAAAAAUGAAUACUAUCAAUGAAUAAUUGUUUAAAAAGUUAUUCAAGUAUAAAUUACCAAAGUUACCAUAGAUUGCCCUAAAUUCCCUGUUAAUUACCAAUGGUUCAGAAAAUUCCAGCAACUUUUAUAAAUUACCGGUAACUUUGCAACCCUACUCCCUUAUCAGCUGCCUAACAUGCUGUCUAGACCGGGCGUGUGCGUCCGCGUGCGCAAGUUGAUUUUGUACAUCUACACCAGACGCGCAGGUUGAAAUAUCAAAAUUAACUCUGAACCAAAUAUAUUAAUUUGGGGACAGGUCGAAACACAUGAAAUAUUCAUGGACAUUUAGCUAGCUAGCUUGCUGUUGCUAGCUAAUUUGUCCUGGCAUAUAAACAUUGGGUUGUUAUUUUACCUGAAAUGCACAAGGUCCUUUUUUUCUGGAUCUUUGUAGAAUUUGUACAAACAUUUUGUCUCUACUCCGACAUUUAAUCGACAGAUAAAAGGGGAAACCUAGUUAGUUUAUAGUAAUCUCUCCUCCUUCAGUAGUAGUGGUAGUAGUAGUAGUAGUAGUAGUAGUAGUAGUAGUAGUAGUAGUAGUAGUAGUAGUAGUAGUAGUAGUAGUAGUAGUAGUAGUAGUAGUAGCACCUGGCGCCGACGAGGAUGGCGGCCUCGCGACUAGCUCUUAGGUGCAACUGGGUCCUGGACUUCUUGACGGGCCGCCCCCAGGUGGUGAAGGUAGGAAACAACAUCUCCACUUCGCUGAUCCUCAACACUGGGGCCCCACAAGGGUGCGUGCUCAGCCCCCUCCUGUACUCCCUGUUCACCCAUGACUGCGUGGCCAAGCACGCCUCCAACUCAAUCAUCAAGUUUGCAGGCGACACAACAGUAGUAGACUUGAUUACCAACAAUGACGAGACCGCCUACAGGGAGGAGGUGAGGGCUCUGGGAGUGUGGUGCCAGGAAAAUAACCUCUCACUCAAUGUCAACAAAACAAAGGAGAUGAUCGUGGACUUCAGGAAACAGCAGAGGGUGCACCCCCCUAUCCACAUCGACGGGACCACAGUGGAGAAGGUGGAAAGCUUCAAGUUCCUUGGCAUACACAUCACUGACAAACUGAAAUGGUCCACCCACGCAGACAGUGUGGUGAAGAAGGCGCAACAGAGCCUCUUCAACCUCAGGAGGCUGAAGAAAUGUGGCUUGGCACCUACAACCCUCACACAUUUUUACAGAUGCACAAUUGAGAGCAUCCUGUCGUGCUGUAUCACUGCCUGGUACGGCAACUGCACCGCCCGCAACCGCAGGGCUCUCCAGAGGGUGGUGCGGUCUGCCGAACGCAUUACCGGGGGCAAACUACCCGCCCUCCAAGACACCUACAGCACCCGAUGUCACAGGAAGGUCAAAAAGAUCAUCAAGGACAUCAACCACCCGAGCCACUGCCUGUUCACCCCGCUAUCAUCCAGAAGGCGAGGUCAGUACAGGUGCAUCAAAGCUGGGACCGAGAUAAUGAAAAACAGCUUCAAUCUCAAGGCCAUCAGACUGUUAAAUAGCCAUCACUAGCACAUUAGAGGCUGCUGCUGCCUGUUGAAAUCACUGGCCACUUUAAGAAAUAGAACACUAGUCACUUUAAUAAUGUUUACAUAUCUUGCACUACUCAUCUCAUAUGUAUAUACUGUAUUAUAUUCUAUAAUAUUCUACUGUAUCUUAGUCCAUGCCGCUCUGUUAUUGCUUGGCCAUAUAUGUAUAUAUUCUUAAAUUCCAUUCCUUACUAGAUUUGUGUGUAUUGGGUAUAUGUUGUGAAAUUGUUAGAUAUUACUUGUUAGAUAUUACUGCACUGUCGGAGCUAGAAGCACAAGCAUUUCGCUACACCCGCAAUAACAUCUGCUAAACACGUGUAUGUGACAAAUACAAUUUGAUUUGAUUUAGUAGUAGUAGUAGUAGUAGUAGUAGUAGUAGUAGUAGUAGUAGUAGUAGUAGUAGUAGUAGUAGUAGUAGUAGUAGUAGUAGUAGUAGUAGUAGUAGUAGUAGUAGUAGUAGUAGUAGUAGUAGUAGUAGUAGUAGUGUUCUUCUUCUUCUGUGGACUUGAUAUGUCUGUUGGCAACCAACUUUAAGGUGCAUUACCACCACCAACUGGACUGGAGUGUGGACCUCAGUUCAUCUUUCAAUCACCCACGUGGGUAUAUGCUCCUAAAAACCAAUCAGGAGAUGGGAGAGGCGGGACUUGCAGCACGUCACGCGUCAAAAAUAGAACCAAGUUCUAUUUUAGCGCCUGGCUACGCAGACGCUCGCAAGCAGUUUAGAUGAAAUGAUUGAAUAACAUGUAAAUGUAUGUGUACAUUUAUUUUGCAACGCGAGCAGUGUGGUCAGCAUUUUAGUUAUGCAUUCCUAUGUAUCUCCACAGGCCGAAGAAGAACACGCUGUUCUUAGUAGAUCUGGUUCUGGAUGUGACUGGGGUCCACUACAGCACUCCUCUGGAGAACUUUGAGACCUCCAUCAUUACCCUGUUUGAUAAGGGGAUCCUUUCCACCCACAAUGUGCCUCAACUGGAUAAGGCAAGACAAGACACCAUGCAUCCCAUAAUCAAUUACAGUAAUGAAGUUAGUAUUGAUUUGUGUCACACUUCUGUGGUAUAUGAUGAUGAUGGCUUUCUGUGUCUCUCAGUUUGUGAUGCAGAAGAUGUUCAUCAGUGGCACUCCUCUGUUGGAGUCAGUGGAUCUGUGGGAGCCUGCGGUGGCAGAGCUGAGGGAGAGGGUCCGUGCCGCCCUGCGUCAGGCUGCCAUCCCACUCCGGGCCUACGCCCGCGAGUAUGAGAGACACCUAGAGCUGCACAACUCAGACAUAGAGACCUUCCUCAAGUAAGACCUGUCUCAGCAGAAGUUGUAGUUGUACCACUUGUGUCUGUGACUAUGUCUGUAACUAAGUCAUUGUCUGUGUGUAUGUGUCCCAGGGCCCACAGCCAGGAGGAGCAGACUCCCCAGGAGGUGAAAAGGGAGGUGGUGCAGCACCUAAAGGAGAAGGAGCGUCUAGACCACUCCUUCCCAUCCUCCAUCGUCAUCGGCCCCUUCACCGUCAGCGUGGAGAGUGUCCGCCAGAGCCUGUCCAAGAAACGCAGAGCCCUGGCUAAUGCCGUGCUUGAUCGGCUUGCCCUCAAGCUCCGCAAGCAAGUGGAGGACGUAAGUCUCAAGACUUUUCAAGAGAUUGGUGUAGAGAAGUACAGAAAUAUCUACUUGAGGAUGUACAAUGGUCAAUGUUGUUUAGAAGGCAUUGCAGGUGAUGUUCAGUUUGUUAGUAUUUGGCUCAUACCAGUCUGUACUGUGUGUUUGUUUGUUUCCAGGCAUGUGAAGAGUGUAAGGCCGUCAGCAGGAAGCUGCAUGAGAAGCCGAACAGCAUUGAGGAGCUGACCGACCAACGUGAAUGGAUAAAGCAGAUUCCAGAUCAGCUCAAGGCCCAUGAGGUACAGAGACCAAAUGAUACAGAAUAGAAUAGAAUAGAAUAGAUAAUCAUUUUUGGUACUGUAAAGAUCAUUCUCUUGAGUAGAGAGUUCUCAUUUUGUGUGUCACUUUCUUCAGGAUCUCCUAUCCAAAGCCAUGUCAGACUACGAGUUGAUUGAUGAGUUCUUCUACAGCCUGUCAAAUGAGGACUUCAGUGGAAAGUACGGCUGGCCGUUACAACACACGUUAAAAGAUUGAGAUAAUGGUUUUAUAUGGGAGUGAGAACGAGAGGUCAAACUAGGAGUGUAGGAAGUAAAUAAUAGGUUUGAGUGAAUGCUGAAAGUGUCUGUCCCUUUUGCUGUGCAGGUGGACAGCCAUUGGGUGGCCACAUAAGAUUGUGACCCAGAUGGAGACGGUGUCGGCCCAGCAUGUGGAGGAUGAAGAACGCUUCAAUAAGAUCCAGCAGGCUGACCAGAACAACUUCCAGGAGCGCCUGGACUCUCUACAGGUGAGUCAUGCUCCUAAAUCCCCAGCCUUUGAAAAAAUUACCAUUUUAUGUUGCCUGCCUCUCUGCAUAUGUUGUUGCAGAUGGUGGUGGCUGGCUUUGCUGGGUACACUGACAUCAGCCGAGCCCACGAGGUGGCCAACGAGGUACGACGUGUGGGCAAGCAGCUGAAGGAGUCCCAGACCAUGGCCCAGACAUACAACAACCGGGACCGUCUGUUUGGCAUCCCUGUCACCAACGUGAGUGUGGCGUUAUUGACUCAAUCUGCCUCCCCAAUGGCUUCUACUUGAGUUGAUGUAGACUAUGUUGUUGUUGAGCAAUCAACCAACAUGUAAAAACAAAGACUGACUUGUACUGACUGGCUGCUGUUGUGUCUGUGUGUUGCAGUACGACCGUCUGCAGAAGCUGAUCAGGGACUUCCAGCCGUUCAGAGACCUGUGGACCACCACGUCAGACUGGCUGCGCUGGCACGAGAGCUGGCACAACGACCCCCUUUCCAUCAUCGACCCCGAGCAGCUGGAGCGCAAUGUCACAGACGCCUUUAAGACCAUGCACAAGUGUGUCAAAAUGUUCAAGGACAUCCCCGGUGAGUGACGCUUUAUCAAGUAAUCAAAUCUGAUUUGUAUACAAAGUGCUUAACAUAACCCUGGCCUAAACCUCCCAAAAGCAAGAAUCAAAGAGUGGCAAGGAAAAAUAUCUUUCUCUCUCGCUCUCUCUACCUACCUUCCUACCUACCUACCUACCUACACCAGCGUGUCAGGAGGUGGCGUCUGACAUCCGGGGGAAGAUAGAGGACUUCCGUCCCUACAUUCCUCUCAUCCAGGGCCUGAGGAACCCUGGGAUGAGGAGCAGACACUGGGAGCUGCUGUCAGACCGCAUCCACAUGAACGUCAAGCCCAAAGCCAACCUCACUUUCUCCCGCUGCCUGGAGCUAGGCCUGCAGGACCACGUGGAUGAGAUAGCACGGGUGGCCGAGGUGGCAGGGAAGGAGUACGCCAUCGAACAGGUACUGGAUAACUGCAGGCAGUAAUAAAGUAACUAAUAUCUGUUACAGCCAAUAGCGCUAAGGGACACAGUUAUCUAAUAUCCUAAUUUUGGACUGAACUGAAUGUGUCCCUGUCCUCCCUCUCCCCAUUCAGGCUCUGGAUAAGAUGGAGCAUGAGUGGUCGACGGUGGCCUUCGAGGUGCUGCCCUAUAAGGAGACGGGCACUUACAUCCUGAAGAGCCCAGACGAGGCGUCACAGCUGCUGGAUGACCACAUCGUCAUGACCCAGAGCAUGUCUUUCUCCCCCUACAAGAAACCCUUUGAGGAACGCAUCAGUACCUGGGAGAGCAAGCUCAGGAUGACUCAGGUACAGCAGAAAGAUACAGAAGUCUGACUGGGUGUCAUUGGAAGGAGAAGGAGGCUAAAGUACCAUUGAAAGUUUCCUACCAGGUGAAUGGCGAGCCUUAAUAGGCUGAUUGGCCCAUUCUCACCAUUUAAAAUCCCUGUAGUAGAUGUUGUUCAUUCUUCACACAUUCUUCAUGAGAUGUUUCAAAUCCUCAUUAAUGUUGUGUGACUGCCCUCUGCUGGGGCUUGCAGGAUGUGCUGGAAGAGUGGCUGACCUGCCAGCGCUCCUGGCUUUACCUGGAGCCAAUCUUCAGCUCUGACGACAUCAACCGCCAGCUGCCUGUAGAGGGCAAGAGGUACCAGACCAUGGAACGCACCUGGAGAAAGGUGAUGAAAAGCGCCUACGACAACAAACAGGUGAGAUACUGUAAUCACAACACAAUACAACGACAACCCACAUCAUGCUUAGAUUGACUUCAAUAGGGUUUAGUGUUGAUACUGAGUGUAAACUAAAUGUGUGUUGUGUGUGUGCGUGCCUGCAUGUGUGUGUCUAGGUGAUUGAUCUGUGCCCGGACCCCCGUCUGUUGGACAGUCUGAGGGACUGUAAUAAGCUGUUGGAGCUGGUACAGAAGGGUCUGAGCGACUACCUAGAGACCAAGCGUGGCUCCUUCCCCAGGUGUGCUGUCACUAUUGACAGUGUUUCAGCUCUAACCUAUGUGACUGUUUAUUUAGAUUCAGUAUUACAGAUGUAUUUGAUAGUUGUUGAUUAAUACCAUUAGAAACAGCUUUGAAUUGAUAUUUCUCAGAAAUGGCAACAUAGAGAACUCUAUGGGUCUUUGUUUUGCCUUUGUAGGUUCUAUUUCUUGUCUGACGACGAGCUCCUGGAGAUUCUCUCCCAGACCAAGGAUCCCACAGCAGUACAGCCUCAUCUGCGCAAAUGCUUCGAGAACAUUGCACGGGUUAGUCUCUCCCUCUCUCUUUCUCCCUGCGCCCCUUUUCAAUUAUUCAUUUUCUAGAGUUUUAUCUCUUUCUAUCCCCUCUCCUUCUCUGUGUCCCACAGCUUAAGUUCCAGUCGGACCUGCAGAUCACUCAUAUGUACUCUGGGGAGGGGGAGGAGGUCAAGCUCUGCCUGCCAGUGUGGCCCUCUGGGAAUGUGGAGGACUGGCUGAGGGAGGUGGAGAAGUCUAUGAAGGCCUGUCUGAGGGACAACAUCGAACGCUCGCUGAAGGUCUACCCACAGGUCAGCCCCCUACCCGAUCUACAGUAGCAGUGCGUGGGUAAAAUCACUGGGGAAGCCAAGCCAGGACAAAAAAGCCAUAUUAUAACCUAUGUGUUGUGAUAAUUGCGUUGUUUGCUCUAUGACCUGUUAGUUCAUAUGCCACCGUGAUAUAUAGGCCUAAGGCCGAGACAAUAAGAAGACAACAGUCACACAGUGGCAGAAUAAAUUCAACCACACCAUUGUUUCAUCACAAAACCGGAGGUCAACAUCUGUCUAGUGAUGUCCACAAAGCAUAUUGAAUGUAACAGUUACAUAACCUACAGCAUGGGCAAUCAAGUUAAUUUUUCAGACAUUUUCGAACUAGUAAACAACUACUGAUUUAGAACCAUGAAGAGUUACCGCAAGUCACAAAGAAAACAGGAGCUGCCUCCACUAUUCCAGCACCAUUUAAACUUCAACAUCAUCAAAUCACUUAUGCUUGGUCUAAUACAGUGACAACUUAAAGAUACCAAAAACAAUUUAGACCAAUCAAUGUAAGCUAAAUAUGUGUGGCUGUCCAUGGGACUGAUUUCUGUGCAUGUGAGUGUGCAUGUGAGUGUGCGUGUGAGUGUGAGUGUGAGUGUGCAUAAUGCAUGAUGUAUAAAAUGUAUGAAUUUAUGGUUGGAUCAGAAUCGCCGGUGUAGUCAUUGGCCAGUACGGAGAAUGAAGUAAAACCAGAAGUCCAAAUCUUUAUCUCCAUCCAUGGCUAAUUUAGGAAAGGGACGAUUUUAACUAGCUAGCUAGCCAUCAGAAGACAACGACACAACGAGAUGCAACAAUUCAAGUUUUUUCUGUCAAUUACGUUUUGCUUUUGAUGUGAUGUGAUUGGUGUGAAGCCAAUUCCAAACUGGUUUCCCUUGACACUUUUUUUGGUGUGCCAGGACCAACCACAGUUGAGCUCACUCAGUUUAGCUCAACGCUGUUUGGCUAUUAUUUUAGAAUGUUUUUAUCAAGGGAUGCCAAAUGCUUUUUUGCUUCCCUUGCUAUUGAAUUCAAUGCUAUGGGCGGCAACAAUGUCAUAUUAUUUUAGGCCAGACAGCAACAGAUACAUGGGCUAUACAUACUGAGACAGAGGGGCGCUGUUUCACUUGCUUGGCUGCUCGGAUGCUUUCUCCAGUGAGAUACAUUCAGCCUCUUGCAAAUUGAAGGACAAUUAUGAAACACAGAGAGACGAAAGAUGAAUUAUUUUAUGUUUUUUUCUUGGUCAAUUUUUUUGGGAAGCCUGACUUCCCUUGGCAUCCAUGAAUACAUGCCAUUGCCAAUCUAUCAACCAGUUGUCAGAAAACUACACAGUUCAAACAUGAUUUUGUCUUACUGUAUAGUCAUCUGUUACACUGGGUUUUCUGAUUUUCCAAAUAGUGCCCAAGCUUUGUGAAACCCACUGACAACUGUGCUGUGUGUGUGUCCUCCUGUCCCUUCCCCUUAGCAACCGCGUACAGAGUGGGUGUUAUCGUGGCCUGGGCAGGUGGUGAUCGCUGGCUGCCAGACUUUCUGGACCACUGA
Messenger RNA from Coregonus sp. 'balchen', 14114 nucleotides. Lineage: Eukaryota; Metazoa; Chordata; Actinopteri; Salmoniformes; Salmonidae. The record is from the annotation of a GenBank genome assembly.